UUGGGCCUCUCUUUCGUAGGACGAUUGUCACAAUUUUCACAUUGCAAAAGCGGCCCUGCGGCUAGUGAAACGGUAGCAAACAUGAACGCAGAAAAGCUGAAGAAGAUGCAGAAUGAGGUGCGCAUCGGAGGCAAAGGCAUGCCCCGCCGCAAGAAGAAGAUCGUCCACACGAGCUCGGCCGUCGACGACAAGAAGCUGCAGAUGUCGUUGAAGAAGCUCGGGGUUAACACUAUUCCCGGCAUCGAGGAGGUCAACAUGAUAAAGAACGAUGGCACGGUGAUUCACUUCAACAACCCAAAGACGCAAGCUUCGCUUGCCACCAACACGUUCGCCAUCACCGGUCAUAGCGAAACGAAGCUUAUUACGGAAAUGUUGCCGAAUAUCAUUUCGCAGUUGGGACCGGAAGGUUUGAACCAGCUGAAGAAGUUGGCCACCGCGGCGGUCGCCGAGGAAGACGACGAUGUGCCGGAGCUGACGGAGAACUUUGAAGAGGUGUCGAAGAAGGAGGCGGAAAGUGGCAGCCAAAAGACACCAGAAGUUCCUGUCUCUUCCUAAACCGCUUCUCCGCUUCUGUUUCGCCGCACCACCCCGCCUCUAUAAAACACAUACACCACAUCUUUCCCGCGCUCGGUUCCUUUUUGCUCUUUCCGAACACGAACACUCACCCACCACGGUGCCGUAUCCCUUUCACGUCUAACAUUUUCUGUACACCGUGCAAAUUGCAAACGUUUCUUAGGCCGCCUGUAAUGGGUUUGCUUCGCUGAGUUAUCAACAGUUGUGUGGACAAGAGGGGUCGCUUUGCUUGAGCGAUGCUACUCGAUAGUACGGUGAAAUUGUAAGAAUUAUAAAAACGAUAAACAAAUGCACUCCGUGGCGGUCCUGUACCGGCACGGAGUGCACCAAAUCAGUAAAACGCUGCAUUUAUAAUGUUCUCAUAGUAAAGAAAAAGAUAGAUAGAGAAGAACAAGGAUUUGACCUUCGACGAUUGUUUCGACGUAUUUACGCAUCUUUGGGAAGAUUCAAAAUUUAACAUACUCAAACCAUUGGUAUAUUGGAUGAGAAAUUUAUAUGGUUCAAUGGAUACGAAAGCUGUUUGCGAGUUUACAGAGAAGCUAGAGAUCAAGACAAAGCCACACGUUCAAACUGCUGCUGUCGGCUUUUCGCGAAUGUAAUCAAAAAUCGGCGAGAAAUAAAAAAUUGAAAGCGAGA
Messenger RNA from Anopheles cruzii, 1209 nucleotides. RefSeq names its product transcription factor BTF3 homolog 4 (gene bic). The transcript is spliced from 2 exons. The coding region runs from base 82 to 555 and encodes 157 amino acids. The record is from RefSeq and is a predicted model, not a curated record. Lineage: Eukaryota; Metazoa; Arthropoda; Insecta; Diptera; Culicidae. Gene Ontology annotation, cellular component: cytosol; nascent polypeptide-associated complex.